Messenger RNA from Colossoma macropomum (tambaqui), 2581 nucleotides. It is a transcript of the gene dnai4, whose product is annotated as dynein axonemal intermediate chain 4. Gene Ontology annotation, biological process: cilium movement. Gene Ontology annotation, cellular component: axonemal dynein complex. The record is from RefSeq and is a predicted model, not a curated record. Gene Ontology annotation, molecular function: dynein light chain binding; dynein heavy chain binding. Lineage: Eukaryota; Metazoa; Chordata; Actinopteri; Characiformes; Serrasalmidae. The coding region runs from base 75 to 2429 and encodes 784 amino acids. The transcript has 17 exons.
CGCGCUGGAGGAGCCGCCUGUAGAUUUAACGUUACUGUUUUAUUAACUGUAGUUCUGCUCUGUCUUCAGUAAACAUGUCCAGCUCCACGGCAAAGCACACCAGACCUACUCUGAAAGUGACCACGUCAUCAGGCAGGAUGAACCACUCAUCUUCAGGAAUACUAAAACCAAACUUAAGUGCUACACGGAGUGUCAACGCCUCUGUAAGCCGAAAGAGCUUCAGUUUAGCAGGGGAUAGUAAGGUUUUGGAUAAAAGCUCUGCUCAAACUCCUAAACACAUUGUACAGGUUUUGGAUGAAGCAGGGAAGGAUGUCACACCUCAGCCUCUGUACCAGCCAGAACCUGGAGCUGUACUAACCAAACAGAGCAAAAUCUUCGCACCUCAUGACACAUCAGGGGGGACCAUCUCUGACUUCUUAUCCACAGCUUUCCAAACCACUAACGCGAGCUUCGCAGCACCCUUUACACGGUCCAUUUUUGGCAGCAGCUCUGUGUCCAGAUCGAGCCAGUCUACAAUGGAAUCAAUCAGUGAUGAAAUUGAGGAUCCGUCUUUGAAAAGAGAUAUCUCAGUCGGUCUCUCAGAUGUCCAGGUUUGGAGAGAGGAGACGAAGGAGCAAAUCAAAGAGCACAUGCUGGACAGUAUGGUGGAUUGCUACCUCACUGAGACAGAAACCAUCUGGCUGCUGGACAUGCCUGCAGUGUCUGUGUCUGUAGACUCAGAUGAAGCUGAAAUAGUCAAAGAGAGGAACAAUGCAUAUACAGAACUUUGCAAAAGCAGACUGGGCAAUGAUAAAUACGUGGAACGCUCAAUGCAGACAUUUAACGGGGCACCCAAAGCUAAAGAGAUCCAGACUGACAGCAUCACCAUGGUGGAAAAAGCUACCACAGCCACCAUUUGGGACAUGUAUGACUCGUGUGUGAGUGGCAGCGAGGCAGGAGAGCCCAUUUCUUCAGAUGGAGAGAGGCCCACCAUCCCACAGAUCUCCUCAAUUCAUCGCCUAGAUUCAACCAGACGUCUAGACAGAACCACGUCUGGAGUCAGUGCCAACAGCAUAACCAGUACCACCAGCUCCAGAAUAGAGAUGGAGGCCUUUGUGGUUGAAGUGGAGGACAAGCCUGACCCCGAGCUGGUCCUACAGUCUGAGAAGUUCCUGCAGGAUCUGCUGGUUAUGGAGCGGACGAUUCUGGAGAACAUCUACCAGCCCAAGCUCGCUGCCUACAGACUGCUGCCAAUACUGACAGAUCCAGACAGUGCAGCGAUUGAGACAGAGGGCCAGGAGGAAAGUUCUCUCAGCCCAGCCCUGGAGCGCCUAUGGGCCUUCAGCUGUGAGCUCACUAUGGGUCGCAACGUCAGCAGCAUGGCCUGGAACAAGAAAAAUCCAGACCUUCUAGCUGUGGGAUACGGACAGUUUGACUUCAAAGAUCAGAAAUCUGGACUUGUCUGCUGCUGGUCUCUGAAGAACCCUACUUGGCCUGAGCGGAUCUUUCUCUGCGAGAGUGGUGUUACGUCCCUGGACUUCUCAGCCUCGAAUGCCAAUCAGUUGGCAGUGGGCAUGCAUGAUGGCAGCAUCGCCAUCUACAAUGUACAGAGCAGAGAGAAAACACCAGUCAUCGACAGCAGUGACUGUGCCUACAAACACACGGGUCCGGUGUGGCAGGUGAAGUGGAUAGAUCACGAGCGGGGGCCUUCAGGAGAAUAUAAAGGAGAGACACUGAUCUCUGUCGCUGCUGAUGGGAGGAUCAGCAAAUGGUUCCUGCGCAAAGGCCUGGACUGCAUCGAUCUGAUGAAGCUGAAGAGGAUGAGAAAUGACAAGAAACUGCUGGGAGAAAGAGAGAGGAAGAGUGAGGCUCUGAUUUCUCGCCAGGCGCCUGGACUGUGUUUCGCUUUCCAUCGUAAUGACUCAAAUAUCUAUUUGAGUGGAACAGAAGAGGGACAUAUUCACAAGUGCUCCUGUUCAUACAAUGAGCAAUUCUUGGAGACGUACACAGCACACAGAGGUCCCAUCUAUAAGGUCACCUGGUCACCCUUCUGUCCAGAUGUCUUCCUAAGCUGUUCUGCAGACUGGACCAUUCAACUUUGGAGGCAAGAUCUCCUCACACCUGUUCUGGCCUUCACCUCCACACAGAAAGCUGUCCAUGAUGUCAUGUGGUCCCCGCGGUGGGCCACUGUGUUUGGGGCAGUAAACGAGGGCAGGGUGGAGAUCUGGGACCUGGGAGCCAGCAUUCUGGAUCCAACUAUAGUGAGUGUCGCUAGUCCGGGUGUGAAGCUUACGUCUCUGCUGUUUGCCAGUGGGACAGACUGCAUCUUGGUUGGGGACAGUGAGGGCCAGGUCAGCAUCUACAAACUGGAGAACCUCGGAGUGGGAGCAGGCACACAGGUGGACACACUUGAGGACAUCAUCAGGUCCACGCUAGCCAGCCAGCUGUGAGAAAGAGAGAGGCUUUAGUGUCUGCUGGUGGGGUGCUGGCUGAGGAUCAGGCUGUUGAGCUGCCUGCUCUACUCCAUCAUCCGUCUGACAGUAAUGUCUGUUAUCCAUCAGACUCAGAGACUCCAUUUCAGAAUAACAAUGAGAUUACAACA